AUGAAAUUUAUCAUCUAUUUAAGUGUCAUUGUUGGGAUAUUUUUCUCUGCUCAGUCAUCUGCGCAGAAAGAAGACCAUGCUCCCUAUUUGGUAUACCUCAAGUCUCACUUCAACCCCUGUGUAGGUGUCCUUAUCAAAAACAACUGGGUGUUGGCCCCAGCUCACUGCUACUUACCAAAUCUGAAAGUGAUGCUGGGAAAUUUCAAGAUCAGAAUCAGAGAUGGGACAGAGCAGGCAAUUAACCCUGUCCAGAUUAUCCGUUAUUGGAACUACAGCCAUAGCUCCCCCCAGGAUGACCUCAUGCUCAUCAAGCUUGCUAAGCCUGCUGUCCUCAACACCAAAGUCCAGCCCCUUCCCCUCGCCACCAGCAACGUCUGGCCAGGCACUGUCUGUCUGCUUUCAGGUUUGGACUGGAGCCAUGACAACAGUGGCCGACACCCUGAUUUAAGGCAGAACCUGGAGGCCCCUGUGAUGUCUGAUAAAGAGUGCCAGAAAACCGAACAAGGAAAAAGCCACAGAAACUCCUUAUGUGUUAAAUUUGCGAAAGUGUUCAGCCGAAUUUUUGGGGAGGUAGCUGUCGCUACUGUCAUCUGCAAAAACAAGCUCCAGGGGAUUGAGGUCGGACAUUUCAUGGGAGGCGAUGUCGGCAUCUACACGAAUGUUCACAAAUACAUACACUGGAUUGAAAGCGUCACUAAAGACAAAUGA
This is a messenger RNA of Equus quagga, 708 nucleotides long. It is a transcript of the gene PRSS37, whose product is annotated as serine protease 37. Gene Ontology annotation, molecular function: serine-type endopeptidase activity. The record is from RefSeq and is a predicted model, not a curated record. Gene Ontology annotation, biological process: positive regulation of acrosome reaction; proteolysis. The coding region runs from base 1 to 708 and encodes 235 amino acids. The transcript has 5 exons. Lineage: Eukaryota; Metazoa; Chordata; Mammalia; Perissodactyla; Equidae. Gene Ontology annotation, cellular component: acrosomal vesicle.